This is a messenger RNA of Dreissena polymorpha, 14084 nucleotides long. RefSeq lists its product as uncharacterized. Lineage: Eukaryota; Metazoa; Mollusca; Bivalvia; Myida; Dreissenidae. Bases 7111 to 8691 code for a protein of 526 amino acids. The transcript is spliced from 4 exons. The record is from RefSeq and is a predicted model, not a curated record. Gene Ontology annotation, molecular function: RNA-DNA hybrid ribonuclease activity; nucleic acid binding.
AUGCAGAUUGUUAAAAUUACCUGAUGUACCACGCACACAUUAACCUGAGCAUUGGGUUUAUCUUCAGCAAAGGAUAUGUACAAAACUUACACCAGUGAUGCAUAUAUUGCGCUGGAUUCUUAGAGAUGUAAAAUACAUAAUGCUGUUAGUGAAAUGUGUAUUCCGGAGUGAUCAAAGUUAUAAUCCGGUUAAAAUGAACAAUUCUGAACUAAGAUACAGUCAUGUGCAUUAAACCAUGAAUAUUACUACUAGACUGUGGCAAUGCAUGAUAUUGGGUUUAAUUAUCAUGGAUCGGAAUGGAACACACUGUUGGAUAUAAUGUGCGUAUUAGCACAAAUGAAUAUACUGGAAGGGGUGCUUUGGUGGUAGAAGUAAACAAAAUUAUACUAAAUUUCAACAACCAGAUGAUAAAUAAGAAAUACGUUGUUUACUUACAAUUUAAAGAAUAAAGAAACAUAAACUGUAUUGUGGUCUCGUUUCAAGUAAGGAUGUGACUCAUCUGAACAUGGUAACGGUUACAUACUAUUUUAAAACAACAAAUGGAGUAUCACGAUGGUACCAGAAAUAUACAAGGAACUGAAGACAAUGGCUCUGUCGAAGUUAUCAUCAAGCGAGCCAAUUAAUUGCGUAGCACUGAUCUGGACAGCAAAACAACAGUUUAAAAAAUUUAAUGCAUCGUGUUGCUGGGCCCACAGUUUGGUUGAAAGGUUUUGCGACGCCUGUUACGACGUUUACAUACUAAUGAACGAGCUUCCGGUGAGGAAUAAUUUGUACGAGUGUUGCAGGGACAUUUUUAAACGAUUCUUCAACAAUCUUCCUUCGGUCGAGUUUCAACAGGCGAUACAGUUUAUCGAAGACACACGACACCGUCUUGCAGAUAAUGAUAGGUGUAAACUUUGUCAGUUCUUUGAAAAGUGGUAUGGGCUUUUCAGUAAACAAGACCUCUCAAGGCAGAUGUUCAAAGGAAUGUUCAAAUCAAACUUUUUCGACCUGGGAAUAGUUUCACUUCGAGAAAGACGUGUUGAAACACGAAGACGGGGAUGCCAACCAAUUCCACCAAGACCUGCACUUCCUACUUUUGUACUCGACAGGGGGUUCAACCAUGGGAAAGGAUUUUUAUACAUUAUAUUUAGAGAAAUCAGUAAUAGCAAAUAUGCACUAGUGUUUAAACCUAUGCAUCAUAACUGGUCCAAGGUAUUUCAAAUUAAAAUAUAUGAAACAAAUGCAAAUAUAAUUUAUCGCAACAAGGGGAAUGUACUUAGAGAAUGUGAUUAUAUGUUCUCUGCUCGAAGCUUGAAUGCUGGAAGCGCUACGUAUGUUUUCCUACGAAUUUGUCAAUUAUAGUUUUUAUAAGAACGAUGUUCGUAAUAAGGCAAAUUUAUAUUUAGUUUUACAUUUACUAUUUACCUAUACCUACUCAUUAGGAAAUGUUUUUUUAAUGUACACAUCUCCUUUAUCCAUAAAAAAAUAUUUUAAGGGCAAAUUCAGGUGUUAUUUAGUGAGAACUAUUGACAUACUUUCAAUGGUUAGCAGAAGAAGCAUAUUAUGAAAUACCUGACAGAUAUUUAAUAUUACCAAAAACAUGUAAUUCUACACAUUGUGAGAAUUGUAUGUUGUGUUUAUUAUUUAUUUUAACGUAUUUUUUACAACAGAACUUGUUAAAUUCUUCAAAAACGAAAUACACUUAUCUCAUGUUUCUCCCUUAGUCGAGAAUUGCAAAAUCUCUCUGAAACCACAAUCCUUCAAUAUGACUUUAAAUCAAUCCCAUGUUACUAUAACCACUAAAAUGGUCAUUAUAUAAGUUUGUCAUGGUUUCGGCUGUAUUCAUGCUACUGUGAAAGCAAUUGUCAAACUAGCAAUAACGAUGCACGUCAGUAUAGAUUGGAUUAAAGCAAAAUGGCUCAACUAUAUUUCGUCUAUAAAACUAUAUAGCCUUAAGUUACAUAUUUCGUGCAUUACCAGGUACUGUCGUCCUGUACUCAGUGUGUUAAGCAUGUUUUUACGGUUAAAAUUGGCCUCGCGACAGUUAUCACGUUGUUUAUUAUUGUCUACGCAGAAAAACGAACCCAGAGCUGUAUUCAAAUCAUUUAAUUGAUGAGAAAUCUGGCAAACACAAUUUGGGCAUAUGGUUAAUAUAUACAUAAAAAGCACUUUUGUAAUUCCAGCCUUAUUUUGAUUUGUGUAUUAUAAAGAAAUUUCGAAAAACGUUUCUCAAAAUUAGAAUGAUCUUCUAAUUGACUGCAUGAAGAAAGUGGGCGAUGGUCAAUAUCUUUUCCAGAGUCAAAAUAAAGUGCAUAUGGAGUAAUACAUAAACAGAUGAAUGUCAGUUUGUGUAAGAGUGAAGGAUGUAUUUAGAAUUAUGCUCUUAGUAUAUACAUUUUAAUUACGGACAGAGAUAAAACAUGCACACAUAUAUCACAUUACUAUUAACAAAAACGUUUUGUAACAUGGUAUAAAUAAUUUAUCGUAAGAAAUAGUAUUACAUAGGUACCGUGCUGAUUUAGGUAUAAGUUAAACGCUUUUAAUAACUUAACUGUAAAACUUGCAUUUAUACGUCAUUAUAUAAAUUGUCAGUAUUAUAUUUCCCAUGAAGGUUAUAUGACAGUAUCUUUUCCUUAUAAAUGUUUUGAUAAUUGUUAUGAAUUUAAUCACAGCUUGUAACAUAAAUGACGGAGAACACAAUGGCACGACAAAUGUAAACGUAGACAGAGUCCAUUUCAGAUUUCUUUACGUUUUAUUGCUGCUUAUUAACACAACACAACGUUUUCACAUGUUUGUCAAAUUCAAGACAACACGUUCAGCCCGAAACGGGCCUCGUCCGCGACAGCACGCAAUAAUGCGCAUUCUUUGUUCGGCCGCUCAAGUAAGACUGCUUUAUUAAUAAAGAUAUGAACAACGAAAGCUUUGAUAAUUGUUACGUGUGCAAUUCUUUUUUUCUUUUUUCGUAAUUCUCUAAAACUUGUAGUAUUUCGGACAUCAUUUGGUAUUGGUAUUGGCUCUUUCAUUAUAUCAAUUAAAAUUACCAAAUGACCUAAUUAACCAUCUUUAUUUACUUAUAUAUACUUUAUUGGGUUGUUUACCGGUGCGGUGCUUACAAUUAAUGCUUUACUUUGAACUGUGCUAAUUAAAAAUUACUGUGAUAACACUCCGUAUUGGUUGACACAUUACACUAAGCAUUACCACCUAAAUCAUUAUUAUUUCUUUCUUUUUUAACCAAACUUUUUUCCAAUCCUCUCAAAUGUCUUCUUACAACAAAUCAUCCAAGGGGCAGAGUCAAAACCUGACUCCUUUACUGGGGGAGGCACUUUUAGGGUUGGAUAGGCACCAUCUAUCCCACAAUACCAUGCACUUUAAGUGUCUCCUCCAGUCAGCUGGAAGUGUAGGCCCCAUCAUGUCCCGCCUUUCUAUUUUCCAACUGGCCUCGUGUUUGGCAAGGGAACUCCCCGGACUUGUUGAGCGGCCGGUGCCCUUGGCGUCUGGCUGCGUGCUCUUGCAGCUCAAAUCCGCUCAAGCGCUUGCCACCCUUCUUUCUAGGGGUACUUUUUUCCUUGGCAAAGUCGCGGUUCGGACCUUAUCCCCGUCGAACAUGAGGUCGGUACACGGUCACAUAGCAGUGAUCCCGGAAAGCCAGGACUUGAUGGAACUUCAGACAUCUCUCUCUGUCAACCCUGCGAUACCUGUUUCUGAUCUUCUUAUCACCAAUUUGGAAAGGGUUGAACCUUAUCGCCCUGCUCCACCUGGCUUUCCGAGACUGGUCAAAAUCUCUUUCUUAACAUACCAGUCCUAAUUAAAAUUUUUGUCAAGGACACCAGCAUAGCCCUCGAUAUUCGUCCCUGCCCGGCCACACCUGCCCGUUGCUUCAAUUGCCAGGGCUUUGGACAUAUAGCCAGCAGAGGUAAAUGCCCUACUUGCCAAAGAAGGUGCACCUACAAGUCUUGUUCGUGUGCCAACUGUGGCGGCCUGCACUCCGCAUCCUACCAGGGGUGCCCCUCCUAUAAGAGGGCUAUCCAUAUAGCCACCUUUGCCAGUUUUUAUGGGGUCACCUUGUCCGAGGCGGAGAGCAGGCUACUUGCACCUGACACUGUGAGCCACAGCGUGGGCGCCCGAAACACCACCAUCACAACCGGUUCCGCGUUUUCACCUAAACAUGCCUCUUCCGGUACUAUCUCGCCCCAAACCGGGAGGACAUGCCCCAUAGUUGAGGGGUUAGCGGGUAAGAGUACCCCCCCCCUCAACCCAUAAAUAGGGACCCCCCCCAAGGUUAUACCUGUGGAACAGGUCUCCAACCACACACCGGAAAUACACAACACCCCCCCUGUAUCGCCUAUCCAGGGGGAUUCACCUACACAGAGGCGCCCUCCUGUGGCUACCAGGGGGUCUUCCCCGUCCUUCCCAUUGUCUGAUGUUGCCAGUGUCACUACUUGUAGUGGCACUACACUUUCAAACAACUCGAUGUUCGACGUGACGGGGCACGACUCUCUGGUGUCGGUGCACUCCAGUAUAUUGAAGAACCUUACAAUCUCUGGUGUCUGCGAAAUAGAGAAGGAGCCCCGAGUUAGUUUCCCCUCUAACCGUCCCAGAAUGGUCGACAUCUUCAAUGAGCUCCCUGCCGUUAACACCAGCAGACUUAACUGGAGAAUCAUUUAUCAAAAUUAAGGAUAUGCCAGCAACAGGUCACACAUAUAGGAACAUACAUCUCAGCGAGCUGACGGAUCUGAUAGCUGAGAUAAUAAAGGACCGUAAUAGGCCCACGACUGGGUGUCGUGAUAUCUCCUAUAUUUACAAUAGAAUAGAUUCUCGUUUCAAAAAUUGCAGACAAUCUCUAACAAAGGUCAUCCCCCCUGACAAAUCCCUAACAAAUAAAAUCCAUUCUGGAGCUGGGGAUCCUCCAAAAAUAGCAGACCCAGAUGCCCCCACCGGCCGUCUGUCCCCCCUUAGUUAACAAGAAACCUGCCCAGCCGGCCAGGACCCCUGCGAAACUCAAAGGGGCCUGUGCCGGUCAUAAAUUAGGAGUUAAAUCACCACACCAUAAUCUCAACCAGAUUAAACGCAAGAUAAUUUCACUCCAAUAUGGACAGUUAUCUGCAAAUCAUUUCUUUUAAUGUGAUCUUACCACUAACAAACAUACUGAGUUGAAGUAUUUCCUUGACAGUAAUCCUAAUAAACAUAUAUUAUGCCUCCAGGAAACUAGAUUUUCCAAUAACAAUGUUAAGCAAAUUCCUGGCUUUUACUGUGAAGUUAAAAAUUUUGGUAUUUUAAACCAUCAUAUUGCUCGUGGUCUUGCCAUUUAUAUUAAAAAUACUAUUAAUUACGAAUACCUGGGAGUGAACAACCAAUUAAAACCGGAUGGUAGCACGGCUAUUGAGGCAUUAGCUAUUAAAUUGGUUAUUGAUAAGAACCGGCCUCUUAUUUUGGUCAAUAUUUACUCAAGAGGAUGUGAUCUUGAAACUUUGAACGGUCUCUUUAAGGAAUUAAGGACCAUUAAAGGACCCUAUGAUGUAAUAUUCACAGGGGACUUUAAUGCACAUCACCCUGCUUGGGGUUCCAACAAUUCAGGUGCAGAAGGUCGGGCGGUUAUGGAAUGGUUGGACAAGCAAGACCUUAUACUGCUCAAUGACGGUUCUCCAACCAGACUUAACCUCACUGGUUUAAACUCCGACAUUGACCUUACUGCUGUUAAUGCCAGGAUAGCCAGUGCGUCUGCAUGGGCAACCGUUAAUGAUACAAUUUAAUCACCUCCCACAACAGGUUACCCUGCUCAGCUUUAUUGCACAGGGAACUGAUGCCCAAUGCUCAGGGGAGCAUAAAUUUUUACUUCAAAAAGCUAACUGGGCUCAGUUUAGGGACCUCUGUUCAGAUCUCUCCCUUGCAGAUGUUCACUCUCAGGACUCAAAUCAGUUUUGCAACAUUUUAACUAGUAAGAUACUGUCCAUAGUGGAAUGUAGCAUACCGGUCUCCUCCGGCAAGGUUAAGGCCAGAAAUAAGGUCCCGUGGUGAAAUGAGGCGUGCUCCAAGGCGGUACAGGAUCGUAACAAAGCAUUAAGAAUUCUUAAAAAGAACCCAGCUGAGCAUAAUCUUCUUAAUUAAAGGUCCCUCGAAAAUCAAGCAAAGCGGGUCAUUUUGGACGCAAAAUCUCAAAAUUGGAAAGAAUUCUGUGAUUCAGCAAUUAUUAAUAAGAAAAAUACUAGGGAUUUUUGGCAAAAAAAUUCACAAAAUUAAAGGAAAAUCUUUCACCCCUGUAACGUUACUUAAAUACAAAAGCGAAUUUGCCACCACCCCAAGGGAAAAGGCUCAAUUUUUGGUACAGCAUUUCCAAUCUGUCUCCAGUGACUCAAACCUUCCCGUUGAAACUUUGAACUAUCAAAAGCGGUUUGAGACUGAGCACAAAAACAUUUUAAAUGAGCCUGGGGACAACAGCACGCCUCUUAAUUUACCUUUUACUUUAACUGAAUUAUUAAGCGCCAUUAACACCAGGAGCAAUACUGCCACGGGGCCUGACACAAUAGCAUAUUUAAUGUUCAAAAAUAUGCCAACCAUAACUCUUAAAAUAUGGCUUAACCUAUUCAAUCAGGUGUAUAGGACAGGCACAGUACCACCCGAGUGGAAGCAGGCCACAGUGAUUUCAAUUCCUAAACCCGAUAAAGAACAAAAAAGAUCCAAACUCAUAUCGUCCAAUAAGUUUAACAUCUCACGCAGGCAAAUUACUAGAAAUAAUGGUCAAAAAUAGAUUAGAACACUUAUUGGAAUCUAAAAACAUACUAAACCCUUUCCAGUCUGGCUUUAGGAAGGGGCGUUCCACUCUUGAUCAGCUAGCUAGACUACAACAUGAUAUUCUUUCUGCAAAAAAUCAAGGGCAAUCAGUACUAGCAAUUUUUUUGGACCUUCAGGCCGCCUUUGAUUUAACAUUGACCUUUGGCAUAUUAAAAAAGCGAGCUGAUUAUGGAAUCACUGGAUACUGUUUUCACUACCUCAGAGCUUUCCUAGAGGGUCGCAAAAUUCAGGUCAGGGUCGAUGGGGAGUUAUCAGAGGUAACCAUAACCGACCGUAAUACCCCUAACUCUGUUCUCCCUCAUCGUAAAUGGCCUACCUGAUGCCGUAAAAGACUCAGGAAUGGUUAUUUCCCAGUUUGCCGACGAUUCAGGCACUUGGUUAAAGGGGUCUAACAUGUUACGCCUGCAGAAGAGGGCUAAAGCAGGCUUGGACUCCAUAUGGAAAUGGUCUAUUGAAUGGGGAUUCAAAAUUUAUCCAACCAAAACAGUAGGAGUAUUAUUUGGCGACCAAAUUCAGCACUCUUUGGACUUAAAUUUAGGUGGCACCAAAAUUAUUUUUGAAAAAGGGGUGACAUUUCUAGGUAUGUACCUAGAUAAACAGUUAACCCUUAAUCACCACUUCAAAUAUUUAGCAGAAAGGUGCGAAAGGGACCUAAACUUAAUGAGAAUGUUAAGAGGCACAGGUUUCGGAUCAGAUAAAAAUAGCCUCUUAACUCUCUAUAAGUCCCUUACAUGUCCAAAGCUAGAUUAUGGUGCCCAGAUCUAUGCAUGUGCAAAGCCAAACGCCCUAAAAAUGGUUGAUGCCAUUCAACUUAAGGCCUUUAGUAUAGCUCUGAGGGCCCUAAACUGUACACCGGGUGCACUGCUUGAAGAGGAGGCCGGUAUGCUACCCCUUGACUUGCGCCGUAAACAGCAGUCCCUUAACUUCUGGGCCAGGGCUAAGUCUCGGCAUGGCUCAAACCCUGUAAACAAACAUGUCGGGACUGGCACCUUCAUCAAGGGGAAAAUACUUAAGCGUAAGCAUGUCGCCCUACCAUUUGGUGCGAGUAUUAGGACCCUUGUUGAAGAUGCCGGCCUCGACAAGGUACCUGUAGCAGACCUGAGGCCCUCCAAGACCCCCCCCCCCCCCCCCCCCCCCCCCCCCCCCCCCCCCCGGACGCUUGGACCCAUUGAUGAUGAACUAUCACUCUCUAAUAAAAUAACGAAAACUGACUUGCCACAACUCAUCAAGUCAGAAGCUCUCUCACUCAUAGAUAAUAAGUAUGCUGAGCAUCUAAAAAUCUAUACAGAAGGCUCCAAAUGCCCUAACUCUGGUUUGGUAGCCAACUCUUUUGUAAUUCCUUCAAAAAAUAUUACCAAAACGCACAGGCUCAGCAACAAUCUCUCUAUUUUCUCAGCAGAACUUUUGUCAAUUAAAUACACUUUGUGCUGGAUAUUGGUCAAUAAACCUACUAAAACUGCUAUUUUAUCAGACUCAAUGUCAUCUCUUGAGUCUUUAAAAAACAGAAAUAGCAGAUCUAGGCCUGAUAUUUUAACUAGCAUUUUGGAACUUCAUCAACAGUGCCUAGAUAAAUCUUUAAAGGUCACAUUAGUAUGGUGUCCAUCACAUGUCAAUAUCAGUGGGAAUGAACAGGCUGACAAGGGGGCCAAGGAGGGCCUCUUGAGGGGGGCCGUAGAUGCUGGGGAACCCCUGGCGCCUACUGAGAUCUACUCCCUGGCAAAGAAAUUUGUUGUGGGUCAGUGGAAUCUCCGGACUCACAAUUUGGCUUUCUCUCGACAUACUUUUAUCAGACCCAUGAAAACCCUCGGGCCGCCUGACAGAUACUCAGCAAGCAUUGUGCUUGACAGAGCCAUCACGCACCUGAGGAUGGCGCGGUGGGGCGGGAAAGUAUAUCCUCGGUGUAGACCCUGCAUGUCCUAGGUGCCAGGAACCCCUCACUGCGCCUCACAUGCUGCUGCACUGCCAAAACCAUAAGGCGCAGAGGGACCACCUCGAAGCUGCAUUGCACUCCCAUGGACUAGUGUUAAACCUUUCCAACGUGCUAGACCCCAAGGGAGCAGCUAGGGGCCCGGUCUUCUCUCUGCCCUCGCCAAAUACCUUCUAGACUGUCAGAUAACUGACAAGAUCUAGGUCAUUGGGGGAUGGAGAGCAGCCAACACCCACCCAAUUAUUCAGUCAUGUGACUGAUUUGUUUUAACCGUGUAAUUUUACACAAAUCUGACGCAGUCAUUGCAACUGUGUUGGAUUUGUGUCAUUUCGACACAACUUUGUUUUUGUUUUUAACGGGAUUAUUGUUCCACCUUGCCCUUUCUAAAUCAGGCCAAUGGCGUUGACCUGGUAUUCCUUAUUUUAAAACAUUUUUUAUAAGAGAAUGACGUUAGUCAACCAUUUACAUUCUUCAUUUUCUUAAUAUACUCAUAUUUUAUAGCAGUUUUUAUUUAAAAGAAAGGACGAGGCUGUCCAGUAACCCGGGUAUGUUGGCUGCACUGCACCCCCUCCCUUCCCCUCUGACACCCCCCUUCUCCUUCAAACUCGAAGAGCCAUGUCAGACAGGAGUGCACGGUGCAGGGUCAUACACCUUGCAAAACCCAUUUUAGCCCUUUAAAGGGCAUUACCAACUCUUUGGUACUUUAAUUAUUUUUAAAAUUGCUAUAAUAAGUGUUAUAGAAAAUAAUAAACACUUGUACUUUAUUGUUUGUUUGUUUUAAAUAAAAAUUGUUACUUUGUUUAUAUAGCAAAUUAGCUACUUUUGUACCAUUUUUACUCUGUUUCAUCCCCUAUAUAUUUAGUAUUAUAGGUUAGAUUAAGGCAUCUUGUGGGUUUUGUCCUGCAUCUUAGUAUGACUUGGUAUCUCUUUAACCAAUUCCAUUUUACUGGAUUAUUUCAGUAUAACAACAUCAUAUUGUCUUUAAUUUUUAUCCAUCAUUCUCCAUUUGUAAUUUCCAUUUACUGUGCACUCCCUCUGGUCUAGGGGACACAACCAUCAUAAAACUUCACCUCCACAAUUACCUCCCUUUUACCCUUCCCAGUAGUACUACCCCUGCUGGCUCGCCCCACCCACACCAGCCUACAGUUCCAAACUCUCCUUCUUUAAACUCCCCAGGGUGGCAUCAUGUAUUUUACCUAUUAAUAAAUGCUUGCAGCUUUGUACAUAAUGUACAUAAUUUACUUUUAUAUAAACAUCUUUGUUUUGUUUAAUUUUUAACUGUAAAAUACAUUGUUUUACCUUAUAAUUCUUACGUGGCCCUAUAAAGGUAACCGUUUGUUUGGCGACAAGUAAGUAACUAACUGUAUUAUACAAAUAUUACUAUUGACUUCCUUUUAAAUAUUAUCUAAACGCCACUCUGGGAAGACGUUUCUUCUUCAUAGCCCAAUACUCCUUAGGUUCCAUACAGACAGGGUCUUAUGUUGGAGCAUUACAGCUAUAUUCCCUGUCUGCAAGUGUUCAACAUUGUGCCACAUUUACGAAUACAUACCCAUUACAAUACAAAAUAUAAUUUAAAACUAAAUUACAAUUACCAAAUACAAUUUUUUGUUAUAUUUCUAUAUAAUUGCAUGUUUACAUGCAAAUCCCCCUUUUCUUAUUAGAGCUAAUAUAUCGGGCUCUUCCUUCCCUAUUAAUUAAUGUUUAUAAAUCUUUAUAUCUUCCCAUCGCUAAGAGUUCUUUGUAUAACAUAUAACUCUAACAGCAAAUUCCCAUCUAUCCAAAGAUUUAAUACAUAGUGGCAAUGUUAAACCACUUUGUGAUCUGUAAAAUGCUAAAAUAUUAAUAAUUUUUGCUUAUUUCCAACAUAUUACACUUCCGUGUAUUUGUUUUCUUUCAUAGAAAAAUCAAAUUAAAGUAAUUCUAUAUUGAUUUUAACAUUUAAAACACAGAUCACAAAGUCUAAAGACUCCAACAAACCCAUUGCAGUAUAUACUGAACAGUGGGUCUAGUAAUGAUGAUGCCACAUACAACAGUAUGUGUUUUUACCAUCUUUACUUAUAAAAAUUGGGCUAUUCUCUCUCUUUCUCUUUCCUUUUAAAACAUCCAAUAACAAUAUCAUAUUAAUAAUAAUAAUAAGGAGAAGAAGAAUAACAAUAAAACAUCAACAUAGUAAUUUAUUACUAUAAAACAAUUCAUGUAUUCCAUUAAAUUUCAAGUUCUUUUGGAUGUAAUUAUCCUUUUUCUUUCAUUUCAUAUAUUUCCUGCACAGAAAUUCUUAUUGUUAACAAACUGUAAAGUGCACUCAAUGUCAAGGUCGUCCGCUGGGAAAUUAUUCUAUUUUGAAACCGAUUGACCUACUUGUAAUUUUUAAUAAGAAAUUUCGGCCAAUCAGCGCCAUCGUUAUAUAAGCCUUUCAACCAAUAGAAACCCCUGCUUUUUAACAGCGUUAGGCUCAGUCAAUAUGCAGUUUAUAUUGAGUAUUGCGUUUAUAUCGCAUCUUAUCUAAUUAUAAGUAAAGCUAUUUUUAAACUACUAGAUUUUUAUCAAAGCACCGCAUCCACACUGCUAAGUAUCUUAUAUUAUAAAUAGUACAGCCCAGUAAAAUCGGGCUGACCAUAUUAUGGCCGUUUUCGGCUUUUUAACGCAGAGUUUUAUGUAAAGCAGUGUGCUCGGGCAAUUGUUUCUAACCAAAGUCCCGAGGGUAAACAACCCCAUUAGUCGUUCAUAGAGAUUGGAUGAAAACUGUGACCUCUACUGUCUACACAAACAAAUUGUUGACGGACACACGCACACACACACGCACGUACACACAACGGACGCCUGACAUCACACGGUAACAUAAGCUCACCAUGUCAUUCGUGACAGGUGAGCUAAAAAAACAUUACACUGCUUUCAAGUUAAAUUGAAUUACGUUCAUGCAUGUGUAUAUUGUUAUGUAUACCAAUAUCAUAAACAUGUGUCUCAAAGAAAUCAAUUGUGUUACAUUCGAGUUGUACAUAGUAUUUUUAUCAUAUUACAAUUUUUUAUCUGUAGACCUAUAAAAGAUAAAAUAGUUUUACUACAUGUUAUACCUUAUUAUAUUCAUUUUAUUAACUGUAAUUAUACACAUUAAUGCUUAGAUAUACUUUGUCUUUCGAUAGUAAUUUGUCAAAUUGUAUCUUCGUUAUGAUAUGUGCAGUAUGAUGAUCCAGUAUUUACUAUUACAUGUAUGUCUUGUUUUAAUGCAACGUAUUAUAGCGUUCGAUAAUCAUAAACUAUUUACUGUGUAAACACUGUGCUCUCACUUUGAAUACUAAGGCUUUUGGCCUUCUGGACGUCUUUUAUACAUAAUUCUACAAAGAUACAAUAAGGAAAACGACAAUCUUGUCUGAGACACCAAUGCACUCAGCAUUAAUAUUUAGUAUUAACAUCUUAUAGUGGUCCACAACAAUUUUUUUCAAAUCAGGUCCAGUGAUUUACUUCUUAUUAAUAUUUAUUAUAUUUAUUCAGCAAAAUUAUUUUGGUUUUCUAAAAUGUAUGUGUACAGAUAACCGUGCGAUUAGCGAUUGUUUUUAACACUCAACAAAUACCAUCGGUGUGUUUUCAUAAAUAAUAUCAUCAAGUAUGGUAGCUCGAGAUACAAAAUGUCAUCAUAAUUUUAACUACAAUUGAUAUAUUUAUUUCUUGAAUAAUGUUUUAUUUUUGUAUAAUGAUUCAAAAUUUAGUAUAUCAGACCGAGCAGUGUAUGUUAACUAUUAAUUAAAGCCGACAAAAUAAAAUACAAAACAAGCACAAAAUAUAACAUUUUUCCGUAAUGUAUAUUUGGAGAUACGUAAAUACUGUAUGUAUUAUAAAUACUGUAAGUAUGUAGUAUGCGAGAUGCGUAUGUGGUGAUAUGUUUUUGGUUUUACAAUUUGGACAUUUAAUUAUUCCUUUUUCGAAUAACUAAGUGUUUAUGUGUAAUACAGUGUGUUCGUUUUUUGUUUGCAUAUUUACUUUUUUUUUUUUAAGAGACGAAUGUAGUGCUAAAACAAACUUAGUCUAGUACUUUUAGCGAUUGUUUUUUUAAUUAAAACAAAAAGAACGGCGUGUUUUCAUAAAUAAUAUCGUCACGUAUGGUAACGCGAGAUACAAACUGCCAAAAUAAUUUUUACAAAAAGGCCAAUAUUAAUUUCUUGAAUUAUGUGAUGUUUUUGUAUAAUUGUUUCAACGGUAGUACAUCAUACCUAGCAGUGUAUGUUAUCUAUUAGAGUUGACAACAUAUACUAACAAUCACACAACAAACAAGAGCACCGCCUAGCGGGUGCAGACGGCUCAUCUAUUUUUAUGCCCCCGGAUCGAUAGAUCGGGGGUGUAUUGUUUUUGUCCUGUCUGUCUGUCUGUCUGUCUGUCAUUCUGUCCCAAAACUUUAACAUUGGUUAAAGUUUGAUCACUUUUGCAAUAUUGAACAUAGCAACUGGUUAUUUACCAUGCAUGUGUAUCUCAUGGAGCUGCUCAUUUUGAGUGGUGAAAAGUCAAGGUCAAGGUCAUCCUUCAAGGUCAAAGGUCAGAUAUCAUUGUAUUUUUCUUUCCUAAAACUUUUAACCUUCGUUAUAGUUUUAUCAUAAACUUUUUAAUAUUGAACACAGCAACUUCAUAUUUGGCAUGCAUGUGUAUCUCGUGGAGCUGCACAUUUUAAGUGGUGAAAGGUCAAUGUUAAGGUCAUCCUUCAAGGUCAAAGGUAAAAAAAUGAAAAAAAUAUUUUCAUUUCUCUAUUCAAUCUCAAUGUAUCUCAUAGAGCUGCUCAUUUUUGAGUGGUGAAAAGUCAAGGUCAUCCUUCAAGGUCAAAGGUCAAAUAUGAUUGUAUUUUUCUUUUCUAAAACUUUAACCUUCACUAAAAGUUUUAUCAUAACUUUUUUAAUAUUGAACACAGCAACUUCAUAUUUGGCAUUCAUGUGUAUCUCGUGGAGCUGCACAUUUUGAGUGGUGAAAGGUCAAGGUCGUCCUUCAAGGUCAAAGGUCAAAAAUUAAAACAAAAUAAGUUCAUUUCUCCAUUCAAUCUCUUACUUACUUCUCGUGGAGCUGCACAUUUUGAAUGGUGAAAGGUCAAGGUCAUCCUUCAAGGUCAAUGGUCAAAUAUAUUGCUUCAAAGCGGCGCAAUAGGGAGCAUUGUGUUUCUGACAAACACAUCUCUUGUUCUUUUUAAAUGUGAAGGGACCUAUCUCAAUACUUCAAUUAAACAGGGAAAGGGGUGGGAGUGGAGAGGGGUGUAUAGUGUGGGUGUGUGGUCAAUUAUUACAUUAUUUUUGAAAAAAAGAAAGAAAAAAAAAGAAAAAGAAAUUUUCAUUUUGGGGGGGGCGAUUCUUAGGCGGGAUGGUUGGACGGUCUUUCAAAAAUAAAAUAAUACAAAUAAAUAUUUGUUUUUUUA